AUGUUCCAGAAGAUCAGGUUAUUUCUAGAUCAGGUGGAAUAUGCACAGUUGCAUUAUUGGAUCAAUGGUUUUUGGAUUAUGGGAAUGAAGAGUGGAAGAAGAGAACCAGGGAAUGUCUUGGAGAACUGA
Molecule: messenger RNA, 129 nt
Organism: Enterospora canceri
Lineage: Eukaryota; Fungi; Microsporidia; Enterocytozoonidae
Source: the annotation of a GenBank genome assembly